This is a messenger RNA of Syngnathus typhle (broad-nosed pipefish), 1813 nucleotides long. It is a transcript of the gene lg14h1orf52, whose product is annotated as linkage group 14 C1orf52 homolog. Lineage: Eukaryota; Metazoa; Chordata; Actinopteri; Syngnathiformes; Syngnathidae. The coding region runs from base 233 to 922 and encodes 229 amino acids. The transcript has 3 exons. The record is from RefSeq and is a predicted model, not a curated record.
CCGGUUCAAGAUGGCGGAAGAAGUUAUACGCUUGACGACGGUUUGUGAUUGCGACAAUAUUUACGACCCAUUUCAACAAACCACUUUACGACUGUAACGGAGGCUGCUUCAAAAUGGAGUAAGCUUGUUGAGUCGUCAACGAUUGGACGCGGUUACGUGUGACAGUCAUUAGAAUUGUGUGCGAUUGAGCUCAAACGAUCCAUGUGCACGGGGAAACGCAUAGCCCUAAAUCAUGGCAGAAGAAAAGAAGAGCGGCUCUUUAGGCUUCUUUUCAAGUUACGAUGAUUUGAGCGACAGUAGCGACUCGGACGAGGAGACGGGGCACCGCCGGAGGGAUCCGAGCCACAAAGCAGGGACAGAAGCCAAGGGAAGUGGAGCGAUCUCUGCAUCUUCCCAGCAAGAAAGCAAAGGAGAAGCCGGCGAAAAGCGGUUGCCGAAGCCCGACGAGCUCUUUAACUCGGUGUCCAAACCAGCGUUUCUCUACAAUCCUCUGAACAAGGAGAUCGACUGGGAUAACUUGGCGGUUAAAGCGCCAGAAGAGGCUCCCAGGGAAUUUAAGCCCUGGAUGACGAAUGCUGUACCCCCUCCCCAAAGCUAUGUAGCAGCAGAGCUAGAGAAGAUGAAGAAUACGAAGAAGAAGGGACCUCCCCCAGGCAUGGACAUGGCUAUCAAGUGGUCCAAUGUUUACGAGGACAACGGUGAAGAUGCACCAAAGGCUCAAACGGAAAAGGCCCAGUUUCUUCCUCCGGAAGAGCAACAUGUUGAAUCAGAUGAGGAGUCCAAGACGUCACCGUCGGCCAAGAAACGUCGGGUGGAGACUUUCCAGCAAAAGGAGAAGAGGAAGAGAGACAUGGGACAAGCCACUUCUGACAAGAGUUUUGUUGAAGAGGAAAAAAGAAUCCUCAGACAAAACAUUGAGUGAAAUCAAAAGUUGCUCCAAAAUACAAUUAGCUGUACGUAUAUAGUAUUUUGUCCGUUUACUCUUUACGUGUCAUCACAUUGAAAGUUGCAAGUGAAGUGUCAAGCUUUUGAGUAAAACUGGACAAGUGUCUGUUCAGUCAUGUAUUUCAAUGUGUCUUUAAUGUGUCCUACUGGAUGCCAAGAUGUUUUUGUGUAUGUGUUAUCAUUUUUGAAUAGGUUCAAACAAUAUCAACAUGUCUUGCUGUUAUGUAGUAUGCACGGGUGUACGGAAAGGGGUUCCAAAAUGUCUCCGUUCCAAGAGGAAGUAGGCCAUUUGAAAAACUGGACGAGCCUGCGCUGCAUUCGAUAUAGAUUGGAUUGAGGAAAUAAUGGUGUCUAUCUGCAGUGCGGCGCUCCUUUUUAACUUUUCUGUUGUGGCUAUGAUGCCAUUAGGUGCAUCCUACCUCCAUGUCAUUUAAAGAUUGCUCUGUCAUCCCAUAAGGGUUGGCAAGUUGCCUUCCAACUUGCAAUAUUCUUAUCUUUCAUUUUUGCCAUGCUUAGCAAUGCGUGUGUGGCCAAAUGCUCGGUCGGUCACUCACUGGUUGGAGUGCAAACGCUAUUUGUCAAAAGAGCUGCGUUUCGCUGCUUUUUGCACCAGAGGGCGCCAUCGAGCCACUGCUUUGGACUUUGUCAGACGUGUUUACCAAGUAGCUGGUGAUUUUUUUAGAUACUAAGCAGUGUGUAAACAGUGCCGUCAUUGUUGUGAUGUGAACAUUUGUCCAAAUAGAAGUACGUAUAGAGAACGUGGCUUGGAAUAUUCUUGAAGCACAACAUAACACUAACAUUAACACUGCACUUGGAAUAUAUGUACUCCCAUCAAAUGAACAUGUUCAAAAUGAAGGCUACCAAGAUC